GGUGGUCAUGCCCCCGCCAGCCGCUCCGCCGAGGAGCAGGCCUUCAGCUUCAGGGAGCGGCACGGCCACCCGACCAUAAUGGCGUCGCCUGACUUGGAUCCUGACUCGCCGUUCGACGCGUCUGCACUCCGCGUGGCGGCACACCCGCUCUCCAUUAGCCUUCCGGCCUCGCCGUCCAGGUUCGACGUCGUCCGGACGGAGGCAGAAUUCCCGCCGCGGCACGCCGCCGCCAAUGUCAUCGCCCCGGACGAGUCGUCGCGCAUGCGGUCGCUCCCGCCGCGGCCGCCGCCGAUGGUUUCCGUCGCGUUCGAGCGUGUGGAGAAGGUGAUGUUCCGGUCCCAGCCCAUCCCCGCCGCGGCCUCCGAGCUGCCGAACGCCGGGAACUCUGGGCAGUUCCUGGCGGUGGGCGACGACUCAAUGAGCCGCGGGAGCGGGGCGCGCAUGGGAAUGGGAGGGAUGAGCAAGACGCGGCGGGAGAGGGACACGAGCUACGACUCGUUCAAGACGUGGUCCGGGAAGCUGGAGAAGCAGCUGACCACGCACCUUCGCGGCGUCAGGCCGCCGCCGCAGCAGCAGCAGGAGGGGGAGCCCCAGGAAGAAGAAGACGAUGCGGCGGCGACGAGCGGGCGUCCGUACUCGUCCAUGACCACGCCCAGAGUCCAGCGCUUCUUCGCGGCGCUGGAAGGCCCCGAACUCGACAAGCUACGGUCGUCGGAGGAGCUGGUGCUGCCGUCGGACAAGACGUGGCCGUUCCUGCUGCGGUUCCCGGUGUCGGCGUUCGGUAUGUGCCUGGGCAUGAGCAGCCAGGCCAUCCUGUGGAAGAACAUCGCGAUCGCGGCGUCGACACGGUUCCUGCACAUCACGCUCCGGACGAACCUGGUGCUGUGGUGCGUCUCGGUGGCGCUCAUGUGCGUGGUGUCGGCGCUGUACGCCUGCAAGGUGGUGUUCUACUUCGAGGCGGUGCGGCGGGAGUACUACCACCCGAUCCGCGUCAACUUCUUCUUCGCGCCGUGGAUCGCGUGCCUGUUCCUGGCCAUCGGCGUGCCGGAGCUGGUGAUGGCGGAGAGCCUCCCAGGGUGGCUGUGGUACGUGCUGAUGGCGCCCAUCGUGUGCCUGGAGCUCAAGAUCUACGGGCAGUGGAUCUCCGGCGGGCAGAGGCGGCUGUCGCGGGUGGCGAACCCGUCGAACCAUUUGUCCAUCGUCGGCAACUUCGUUGGCGCGCUGCUGGGCGCCAUCAUGGGGCUGAGGGAGGGCCCCAUCUUCUUCUUCGCCGUCGGGCUGGCGCACUACAUCGUGCUGUUCGUGACGCUGUACCAGAGGUUGCCGACGAGCGAGACGCUGCCGAGGGACCUCCACCCGGUCUUCUUCCUCUUCGUGGCCGCGCCCAGCGUUGCAUGCGUCGCCUGGGCGCGGAUCACCGGCGAGUUCGGCUACGGCUCCCGCAUCGCCUACUUCAUCGCCAUGUUCCUCUACGCCUCCCUGGCGGUACGGAUCAACAUGUUCAGGGGCUUCAGGUUCUCGCUGGCGUGGUGGGCGUACACGUUCCCGAUGACGAGCGCGGCGAUCGCGGCGAUACGCUACUCGUCGGAGGUGAAGAACGCGUUCACGCAGGCUAUGUGCAUCGCGCUCACCGUGGUGGCCACGCUCACCGUGACGGCGCUCUUCCUCACCACGCUGCUGCACGCCGCCGUCCACCACGACCUCUUCCCGAACGACAUCUCCAUCGCCAUCACGGAGCGCAGGCCCAAGCACACCAUCGCCGAGCUGAACGAACUGCACAGCAACAAGGUCGGCGGCGCCGACGCCGCAUGCAGAGACCUCGAGGCCGCCGCGAUGACGGCAUCCUAG
This is a messenger RNA of Lolium rigidum, 1848 nucleotides long. RefSeq names its product S-type anion channel SLAH2-like. The annotation marks the transcript as partial. Lineage: Eukaryota; Viridiplantae; Streptophyta; Magnoliopsida; Poales; Poaceae. The transcript has 4 exons. Gene Ontology annotation, biological process: transmembrane transport; intracellular monoatomic ion homeostasis. Gene Ontology annotation, molecular function: voltage-gated monoatomic anion channel activity. Gene Ontology annotation, cellular component: membrane. The record is from RefSeq and is a predicted model, not a curated record.